Messenger RNA from Racocetra persica, 216 nucleotides. NCBI's taxonomy places the organism in Eukaryota, Fungi, Glomeromycota, Glomeromycetes, Diversisporales, Gigasporaceae. The record is from the annotation of a GenBank genome assembly.
AUGGCAAAAAAAAGUGAUGCGGAAAAAGAAGUGCCUUUUGGAACCGGUGCAAAGCCCUUAUUACAAGAACAAGAAAUUAGUUCAAAUUUUAAAUCUGCUCGGUCUGUACAAAAUUAUAAUAAUUUUCUUGGUUGUAUUUACCGGAGAAGAGGAGGAGAUUACUCGAUAUCUGCUCGGGCGAAAUUAUUUCAUAUGGAUCGUGAGCCUCAAUGGUAA